AUGGAGAAUCCUGGCCCUGGUUCCUCGGGGUUAAGCACAGACCCCAAUAUGUCUAGGCCCCAAGGCAAUACAAACGUUAAAUUGCUGUCAAAGAAGAAUAAUAAUGAAACACAAAAAAAUGUGAUGCCGAAGGAAAAGAAUGUUAUUAAAGAUUUGCCUUCAUCCAGCGGUGCAGUUAAGAAGCGUCCAGCGCCCCAGCCACCCUGCACAAACCCAUCAGCAAACAGUUCAUCUUACACUGCUGGUUGCAGUGGCUCACCUGCUGCAGCAUCUAUCAGUCCCUUUACUUCUACAUCAGCCUCUAAGUCUACAGUUGUUGCUUCAAAUGCAUUCUCUUCUCCAAGCCCUAGUCUAUUGUCUACAUCAACUACUAGUGUAACCUCAACUGGAACUAACAUUUCAACAACAGCUGCCUUCACUGGUUCACCGCAAAGAACCUCCGGAGGCUUUUCUACAGCCCUAAGUGGAGUCUCAAAUGCUACACCUUUUGGUGGUUCCCGAGCAGUACCAACAGAAAGGGACUUGGCCUACCAAAGUGCUUUGCGACGUAAAAUGGAAGAAGAGAAACGCCUGAAGGAAAUAAACGCUUACAACUUGUCCGUUGGAUUGCCUCCAGUUCUUACUCCUGCAGAAAAGAUAGACAGGCUUCGUAAAAUGGACGCUUUACACAACCGUGAAAUACCAGACCCGAAUCAGAAGAAACCUCUCCAAGGAUGGCCACGUCCAGUGCUAGAGAAUAUAGGUCACGUGCUUGGUUACUCACAAAUGAAAAAUAUAAAUGUGCCACAAGAUGUAGAAGUGGAAAACAGAAGAGAUGAUUUCAGAAAUCUCAAACCUAUGACACCGGAAGAGUUUAUUAACAGGUUUCAAGAGCUGCAGUUGCGGAAGAAUUCUAGAGAUGGUGGGGAGCCGAGUAGAGAGGAUAGGGGAGAUAGGUUCAGCGAAAUUAAGUCCUCUUUAAAGGAAUUGAGGAGAGGCUUAAAUGAGGUGACAGCCCCAUACAACGUAAAUUUGAACAGUAAUAAUAAUAUUAAUGACAACGAAAGAGGUAACGACAGAGUACAGCAGAGUGUACGAGAUGAAUUAGAAUCAUCAGCAAGCAUUAGUUCAGAUGAUGAUAGAGAUGAAGACGAAACGGAAAAUGAUGAAGCAGCUGGGGGAGUUGAGGAGUUGCAGAUUGUCCAGCUACCUUGUGAGUUUUGCGGAAUCCCUAUAAUCGCCGAGGACUUGGUGCAACAUCAGACUGGCUGCAGACCGGACUUGGCUCGAUUCCGUCCUGCUCGGCAGCCGUCACCUCCGCUUGAUAACGCGCACAUCCAACCCGUGAUACCCUGCGAGUUCUGCACAGAAUCCCUGCCUCUCAACCUCAUCAGCCAACAUCAGGAGCGCUGCGGCAGGGAAGCCAACUUAUUCUUCCCCGACUGA
Messenger RNA from Parnassius apollo (apollo), 1425 nucleotides. The record is from the annotation of a GenBank genome assembly. Lineage: Eukaryota; Metazoa; Arthropoda; Insecta; Lepidoptera; Papilionidae.